CUCGCAGCGUCAGUCGAAACACGUCUACAGCCGAACUCGGCCGCGCGGGUCGUAACAAUCCAGCCAUGGCAGCCGGCUUCGUCGGCUCCACGAAGAGCUUCCCCUUCUCCUUCGACGUGGACGUAGAGGAAGAGGAUGGACGAAAUACGCCGCACCUCAACAAGCGAAUAGGUAGCGAGAGCCCCACGAACACGGUGGGGGCGGAGGCGCCCCGGGAGCUCCCCAAUGAGCUGUCGGCGCCCUACGAGGUGCCGCAGUUCCCCAUCGAGCAGAUCGAGAAGAAGCUCCUCAUCCAGAGGCAGCUGAAUGUCAAGGCAGCAGAAUGCGGUCAAUCAGUGCGCUCAUUCGGCGGCAGCGAGGCGGGCGGCGCGGGCGCAGCUGUGUUCGAGGAGGCGGUGCGCCUGCGCCUGCCGGACGAGGAUGAAGCUGACGUUGUACUGCCGCACUUUCAGAGGGUGGCCAUUAGCGGGGAGGAUACUUCUGGGGUCCCGCUAGAAGACUUGCAAGUAGCCUCCACCUACCUGGUGCAGGCGCUGGAGAUCCGCAAGAAGUACAUGGAGAUGUCGGAGCAGAGCUUCUGCAUCACCACCGCGCGGUUCAUACGCAGCAUGGACGUCAAUGCGCCUGCGCACACGCCCAGCUCCAAGAACCCUUGGAGUCAUAUUGCUGAUCACAUCGUCCAUCCUCCAUUCCGGAAAGACAAGGAUCCCUGGGAGGGCCACCUGCCCACCGCUAAGGGCUACACCAUCAAGUCUGACCGCGGCAUCUUCAACCUGUACUGCAGCGGUGACGACGGCCAGGAGAAGCGGGUUCCGUACGAGUACAUCACGCUUGCGCAGUACAUCCAGGAUAUGAACGUCAUGUGUAAUAUGAUCGCUGACGGACCCCUCAAGUCAUUCUGCUACCGCCGUCUGAGCUACCUGUCGUCCAAGUUCCAACUGCACGUACUGCUCAAUGAGCUGAGAGAGCUGGCCUCGCAGAAAGCAGUGCCUCAUAGAGACUUCUACAAUAUUAGAAAAGUGGACACUCACAUCCACGCUGCGUCAUGCAUGAACCAGAAGCACCUACUGCGGUUUAUCAAGAAAACUUUGAAGAAUCACGCCGAUGAGGUGGUGACUCUGCACAAGGGCACACCGAUGACCUUGAAAGCAGUAUUCCAAUCCAUGAACCUGAGCACCUACGAUCUCACUGUCGACAUGUUGGACGUACACGCGGACCGCAACACGUUCCACCGGUUCGACAAGUUCAACGCGAAGUACAACCCCAUUGGCGAGAGCAGGCUGCGCGAGGUGUUCCUCAAAACCGAUAACUACAUGAACGGGAAGUACUUCGCGAGGAUCAUCAAGGAAGUGGCGUCAGACCUGGAGGAGAGCAAGUACCAGAACGCGGAGCUGCGGCUGUCCAUCUACGGGAAGAGCCCGGGCGAGUGGGCCAAUUUGGCCAAGUGGGCCAUCCAGUACAACGUGUAUUCGGACAACGUGCGCUGGCUCAUACAGAUCCCUCGGCUUUACGACAUCUUCAAGUCCAACAAGGUGAUGAACAACUUCCAGGAGUUCCUGAGCAACGUGUUCCUACCGCUGUUCGAGGUCACCAACGAUCCCGACUCCAACAUGGAUCUCCACAAAUUCCUUACUCACGUGAUAGGUUUCGACAGCGUGGACGACGAGUCGAAACCAGAGAACCCGAUCCUAGACCCAGACGUGCGCUCGCCCGAGGAGUGGGACGACGAGGAGAACCCCCCCUACGCCUACUACCUCUACUACAUGUACGCCAACAUGACCGUGCUCAACCAGUUCCGCAAGGAGCAAGGACUAAACACGUUUGUGCUGCGCCCGCAUUGUGGCGAAGCAGGCCCCGUGCAGCACCUGGUCUGCGGCUUCAUGCUAGCUGAGAACAUCUCCCACGGACUGCUGCUGAGGAAGGUACCAGUCCUGCAGUAUCUGUACUACCUGGCUCAGAUCUCCAUCGCCAUGUCUCCGCUGAGCAACAACUCGUUGUUCCUCAACUACCACCGCAACCCGCUGCCGGAGUUCCUGGCCCGCGGACUCAGCAUCACGCUCAGUACUGACGACCCGCUGCAGUUCCACUUCACCAAGGAACCGCUGAUGGAGGAGUACAGCAUUGCAGCGCAAGUGUGGAAGCUCAGCUCGUGCGACAUGUGCGAGCUGGCCAGGAACUCUGUGCUGAUGUCUGGAUUCCCGCACGAGAUGAAGCAGUAUUGGCUGGGCCCCAACUACAUGAAGGAGGGCGUCGCCGGCAACGACAUCACGCGCUCCAACGUCCCAGACAUCCGCAUCUCCUUCCGCUACGAGACGCUGCUCGAUGAACUCACUAAUAUCUUCAAGGAUGGGUUGUCGGCUCGCAGAUAGACAUCCACAAUCACAGCAGUGGAUGGACCAACGAAUAUACCUAAUCAUAUACUAGUAGAUACCUAACAAAAUUUAUUAACUAUAACAACCUUGUAACAAUUUAAAAAUGUUAUAAUUAUAACCUACAGGGCUGCAAUUGUUGCCCCAAAUAUUGAGAAUUUUACCGUUUUGGGCUGGUUGCCUCGGAUUUAUUAUAAACCUUUUAAAAAUCCAAUAUUUUUAGUAACGCUUUUCCUUACAUGUUUAGUUGUGCCGCAAGGUAGUAUCUUGGGGCCCGCGUCCCUUAAAUUAUAUAGCAAUACCUAUAUAUAGGUAUAUUAGGACGAGUUUGUUCAUCAGUAAAUCCCAAUAUUAUAUACACUUUAAAAAAAGUACGUUUCAUGUUUUUCUCAUGCUUGUUGCAUACAAUAGGGAAAGUGUUAGGCGGGUCGUGGCGUGCGAUAGUUUUAAAUACCUGCAAUGUAUUUCACGUAUUCUAUGUAAUCGGAGCAACCAGCUUAAUGUGAUGAUAAGACUUAGAAAUGGGCCCUCAUUGUGAUAUAGAUGGUUAUAUGAGAGAUUGAAGUGCCAUUUCAAUUGUUAGCAUUCACUGGUUCUAUAUACUAUACAUUCAUAUUCUAGGUAGAUCAGAGCAACACGGACCUCAGCAGAGCUAUACACUUUAUUACCUACCAUAGACAUUUUUUUUGUUUUAGUUUUCCCCGAAGGGCAAGGCAAGGGGAACUGUGCCCAUACAGCCAUUUUUUAUGUUUUUUUUUCUUGAUAAUGAAUGAUGACACCUAAGCCCCCACCCUCUUAGCAGACUCCUACUCCGAAUCCCAAACGAGUUAACACAAAAGUCCGCAUAAACUUUCGAGUUAUAAAGCGGCUUGCCGGCACGAAGCGAAAAUAGAUAGGUACACUUUGUUUAUUGAAUAUUCCGAUAUAAUAACACUAUCGCGAAUGUUUACCGACUAACUUAAUGCUACCAUGAACCACAAAACAUUUGUAGGGUCAGGGAAAGUUAUAAGUAGGGUCAUAUGCUGAUUGACGGAAUACUGUGGGAAUACCGUGAUAAAACCACGGUCACACCAUAGACAAUUAGUGUCAAUCAGCGUACGACUCUACAAAUAACGAUCACAAUGCAAUAUUAAUAAGGUCGAUUUUUCUAAUCUUCGUCGGCUACAAUUUUGUCUAUGGCGUAAUCGUUUUACCAGUAUUCCGUCGAUCAGCAUAUGAUCCUAUAAAUAACGAUCAUAAUAUAAUAAUAAUAUGGUCAAUUUUUGUUUGAAUAAAAAGUCAUGAUUGACAAAUGAUUGAUAGAUGUAAUACCUCUCUACUGCUUGUAUUGACUGGUGAUACUUACCUACGGCUUGACUUGUAAGAAAGCUUAUGUUGUGAUUUUGUGAAUAUGUACCAUUUUGUGUUAACAUAAAUCAUUUUUACCUUUAUGUAACCUAAUCAAUUAUUGUUGUUAACUUAAUAUUUACCCAAUUUUGUAACGACUAAGCAUUUGCCACGCAGAAUAUAGUGCGCGUGCGAUAGAGGCGGCGGCACCCGACCUUUUUUUUAAAGCCAUAGAAUAAAAUAAUACUACGUACAGAAAGGACAGUCUCUGCUCCGCACCAAUACGGGCUUGGAGUGAGCUUGGAGUAAGCUUGAUUUUCUUAGUACCGUCUUUAUAUAAUAUUCGAAUUAUUUUUGCAGUUGUUCGGAUUUUUAAGACUUUUAUGCGCCCGCGCCGCUUCCUAACGCAUUCUGUUCCGCGUGGCUUCCUUAUCCUCGCUAAAUAUUAAAAUCUCACUUUUUGUCUAGUACUUACUUAAAUAGUUUAAUUUUAAGCUUGCAAAUCGAAAUGUUUACCUAUAGAAGUUUAUACCAAUAUUUAUAUGGUAAUUAAUUUAAUACUACCACUGAAACUGAAUGUUAUCAUGUUGUUUAAAAUAAAGUUGCUCAUCAACCGAU
This is a messenger RNA of Pectinophora gossypiella (pink bollworm), 4313 nucleotides long. RefSeq names its product AMP deaminase 2-like. Gene Ontology annotation, molecular function: AMP deaminase activity. The transcript has 17 exons. The record is from RefSeq and is a predicted model, not a curated record. Gene Ontology annotation, cellular component: cytosol. Lineage: Eukaryota; Metazoa; Arthropoda; Insecta; Lepidoptera; Gelechiidae. Gene Ontology annotation, biological process: AMP metabolic process; IMP salvage. Bases 66 to 2369 code for a protein of 767 amino acids.